AUGAAGAUUCGCCGCAUUUGGAGGCGCAGGCACGAGCGCAUCGAAGUAGCCUCAUCUGCUGCUCGUAGGGAGAGGCAUUCACUUCCGAGGAUAGGUCAAUCCAUCCCAAAACCCCUGGAAACAAUCCUGGAAGCCGAGUCGUUUGAAUCGGAAUUUGUAGCGACAACAAUGACCGUCGAGCAAAAGACAAAGCUCUCCUACAAAAAGGAAGAGGUAAUUCGUCUAAAUGUCGGUGGACAGCGAUUCGACACUUUCCUGCGUACACUACUCGUCGAUCGUAACAACGAGUUGUUCUCGCAUUUUGUGGUAUUGCUAGAGACGGAUUUGACUGACGAUCGACUUCCGGCGAGGGAUAAUGAGGGGGCUUUCUUCCUCGACCGGGACCCCGACCACUUUCGUACGAUUCUGAACAACCUACGUUACGUCAGUCAUCUUCAGCAAAAGCAACGCCUAACCCCGGGGAAAUCCACCGAAUCGCUGUCGCUUGACGAGGAGGGCAAGCCGCAGAAGAGUGGCGGGCUUUUUGGCCGAUUCCGCAAAGCCACC
This is a messenger RNA of Mesorhabditis spiculigera, 546 nucleotides long. Lineage: Eukaryota; Metazoa; Nematoda; Chromadorea; Rhabditida; Rhabditidae. The record is from the annotation of a GenBank genome assembly.